Acromyrmex echinatior (Panamanian leafcutter ant) is the source of this 1599-nucleotide messenger RNA. RefSeq lists its product as uncharacterized. The record is from RefSeq and is a predicted model, not a curated record. Gene Ontology annotation, molecular function: carboxypeptidase activity. Lineage: Eukaryota; Metazoa; Arthropoda; Insecta; Hymenoptera; Formicidae.
UCGUGCACACAUUUAAUCUAGAAAUGCACGAAUGUGAAUUCGUUGGGUUUGUAUAAGAAAAAUCUAGGUCGAGCUUUCAUAUUUUAAAGCUGUCCAAUAUGUGGCUAUACAAAAAGAAGAAUUUAAUCUGACAAAUACGUACAACACGAUAAAGGAUGAUAGGAGGAAUCUGUCAGUAAUACUUUUGAACAGAUUUCUACAAAGAACACCCCGCGAGGAUGCAGCGAGUCCUUAGUCUUCAAAUGACUCGCAAUAUUGGCGAGUCCAGUGAAUACGUGACGAAACGAUUGUGUUUCUCGUUUCUCUUCUCGGUUGGUUUCCUAUGUCUCCUAUGCGGUUUUCUGCUGGGCCGCUUCACCGUUGAGAGAUCGUUGGAGGCCCAGGCACAAAAGAUGCGAAGUGAAUUAGCCGGAAAUGGUCUCCAAAACACAGAGUAUCUUCAGGAAAUACUGCUCCAGGAAUUGGAAAGAGCGUCACUCGACUAUGAUCGCACGACAAAUAGACAGACGUCAGAUGAAGAUAUGCGACGCAUAAGUGGGCUCUUUUCCAACUUGUCACUCAUUCAUAAAGUGUACAACCAUGCACCAUGCAUUCAUGCGACUGUCCGCGGUUCACGAGAACCAGAUAGAUAUGUUAUCUUAUCCGUUAAUGAAGACGGUAUAACAUUAGCUCUGGAAUUGGCGCAAGUUCUAGACAAAAUAUGUUCAGGGCACAAUUGGCGACCACGACGAAGUUUAAUCUUUUGCAUGUCUUUUACAUCUUCGGAUAUUUGCCCACAAGCUCUGCCUACAUUUAUAUGGCGAAGAGCUGUAGCUUACGUGACGGUGCACGGUCGUUUUAUGCGAGCUAACAAUCACGCAGUUUUAUUCGGAUCAGAUAUUAUGCGAUCCAUAGCUGUCGAAGCAAUCAGGACAAUACCCGGCGAUAAUAACUGGACAUAUCUCGAACACGAAGUAUUCGGUCCCCGCCUUUCUCUAGAUAUUCCGCAAGUGAUAUUUUCGUUCAAUGAUAACAGCCCUGCGAACAAUCAUCACAAUCAAAAUUCCCAACUACACGACAUAACUCUGGCUCAGAUGGUUGGCCAAACUAUAUGGCGACUGUCCGAAUGUACAGUUACUCAAUGGAAACCUAAAUAUUUUAACGAAACCGUUAAUGAAAUAUUGGCGUCUAUUAACACUAGCAGAUUUCAAAACGCAAAGGAGAAACUGAAGAAAACAUUAAGAAUAUUGCUCACAGCCGUGGAAGAGCUUAAUGCAGAAAUCAACAUGACAGAUGAUAUCCAGAUGCUGCAUAUGAGGAUAUGGAAUGAUCUGCUUCUGGACCUGGAUAAGGCGCUUCUGUGUCCUGAUAAAAUCGAUUCGCAUUCCAGAACUGAUCUAGUGCCGUUUCGGAAAUUGUCGCACGAUUCUAUUAGUGAAUCUACCAUAUUAGCUUAUCUCGACCAGAUGACGAAAUGUUAUGAGGACGCUAUAGAAAUUCUGCAAGAGAGAUAGGACAAAAAAGAGAACCUUCUCUCUCGAGAAGAAAGAUUUCAGAAAAUACAUAUUAUAGAUUGCAAGACAUCUGCUUCUUGAUGUGACAAUAUACAUUUUUCAUGAA